AUGUCCAGGAUUCCAAAGCGCAUCCUGAAGACAAUCUUGAGAAGCCGACAGACACCUCCUAUUUGCCAAGAGGUUGUAUGUGACCAAGGACAUGAGCACGAGGCCAAAGUUCAGUCGAUGGAGGUGUCUCCUACCGGGGAGGCCCACCUGCAACCCUCAGCCAUGAAUCCAGUCAGAGCUGUGCCGCAGUCACUGGCGCCAGAGGCUGCGCCAAAUCAUCCUCCCAGUGAUCCUCACUUGAGCUCUGAGAAAUUUGGUCACUUGGCUGAAGGACAGCAGGACGUUGAAGGAUAUUAUAUCUAUCUAUCUAUAUAUACACUAUGUAUAAUGUGA
Cladocopium goreaui is the source of this 333-nucleotide messenger RNA. The record is from the annotation of a GenBank genome assembly. Lineage: Eukaryota; Dinophyceae; Suessiales; Symbiodiniaceae.